Hypomesus transpacificus is the source of this 3879-nucleotide messenger RNA. It is a transcript of the gene axin2, whose product is annotated as axin 2 (conductin, axil). NCBI's taxonomy places the organism in Eukaryota, Metazoa, Chordata, Actinopteri, Osmeriformes, Osmeridae. Bases 10 to 2556 code for a protein of 848 amino acids. The transcript is spliced from 10 exons. The record is from RefSeq and is a predicted model, not a curated record. Gene Ontology annotation, biological process: negative regulation of canonical Wnt signaling pathway.
UCCGGAGCCAUGAGCCGGGCGCUCACGGACCACAUUGCCACUAGUUUUAGAGAGGAUGCUCCUCGUCCUCCGGUCCCGGGGGAGGAGGGCGAAGCGCCCUGCUAUCCUGGCAAAUUCGCAAUGAUGAGACCCCAGGAUACGACCAAAUCAGUUCUGCUUGCUUCUCCCAGUUCCAGUGCGAGGAGAAACGAGGAUGGACUUGGGGAGCCAGAGGGGAGUGCCUCCCCGGAUUCACCGCUUGCCCGAUGGACAAAGUCUUUGCAUUCUCUACUUGGGGAUCAAGACGGAGCUCACCUGUUUAGGACAUUCCUGGAGCGGGAGAAAUGUGUUGACACUUUAGACUUUUGGUUCGCCUGCAACGGUUUCAGGCAAAUGGACCUCAAGGAUACCAAAACGCAGCGCGUUGCCAAAGCAAUUUACAAGCGAUAUAUCGAAAACAGCAGUAUAGUCGCCAAGCAGCUUAAGCCUGCGACUAAAACUUUCAUUCGGGAUAAUAUAAAGAAGCAACAAAUAGACUCGGCGAUGUUUGACCAGGCACAGACCGAGAUCCAAGCUACCAUGGAGGAGAAUGCCUACCAGAUGUUUUUGAUCUCUGACAUAUAUCUCGAGUACGUGAGGACCGGGGCAGAGAAUCCAAGUCACGCUAACCCCAAUGGACUAGGCAGUUUGAAACUGCUGUGUGGCUACCUACCCACACUGAAUGAGGAAGAGGAGUGGAGUUGUAAUGACUUAAAAGGCAAAGCACUGGCUUCCGUUGUUGGACUAUCCGCCAAAGCGCUGAGGGCGACAGUCGCACUAAGAACAGUUGAGGUGAUGGAAAAAGGGUACAGGUCAUACAGACGAGGGGACACUGGGAACCCCUACCACGUAGGUUCCUUUGCUCCCGCCACCAGCACCAAUGACAGCGAGGCGUCGAGCGACGCCAUGACGGACGACUCCAUGUCGAUGACCGACAGCAGUAUAGAUGGAAUCCCUCCAUACAAGCUGGCCUCUAAGAAAUAUCUCCAGAGAGAGAUGCAGCGCAACAUGAGGAUGAACAGCCAAGUCUCCUUGCCUGUCUUCCCUCGUACAAGGCGAGCUCCUCAGGAGAUGCCUCCUGUGCAGCCUGUGGUCUUUGCUGCCCAGCUCAUCGCCCGUUUGGAGAAGCUAAAGAGAGAGCAGGAAACCAUGAGCUCCCUGGAAGAGAGGCUGCAGCAGAUUCAGGAGGAGGAAGAGAGGGAUGAAGCUGAGCUGUCAUCUGGCAGUAUCCCCCUUCUUCUCUCUCCCCACUCCCACCCCCUGGCUCUCCUCCCCCCGGGCCACACGGAUGAGGACCCACAGGCCAUCCUGGACGAGCACCUUUCCCGUGUCCUCAAAACCCCCGGCUGCCAAUCCCCCGAGGCCCCCGCCCGCCAUUCCCCCCGCACCCGUUCCCCAGAGCACAGGCCUCCUCUCCGGGGAGAGCUGGGAAUCAAAGCCCAUGCUUCUCCUGGGGCCUGCUCCAACUCCAGCCCCAGCCUAGGGGCCUUCCCAUCAGCCUUAGGCCCAGGAAGGGCCCUGGUUAGCAGGCAGAGCACCAAGCACAUCCACCACCACUACAUUCACCACCACGCUGGGCCCAAGAGCCAGGAGCAAAUCGAGAAGGAGGCGGCACUCCGGGUGCAGUGCCUGGGCCCCACGGGGGGCGAGGGUCAGUCAUGCCAGCGCAGCCGCAGCUUGGGCCGAGAGAUGUGUGGCGGCAGCAGCGCCGACAGUGCAAGCUCGAGACGGUCCAAGUCUCUGUCCAGACGCACGUGUUUCUUGGGGGCAGGGGAGGACGUGGCGCCGGGUUGCGGAGGCGACGGCAGCCCCCCCCUCCUGCUGCUGCCCACAGACAGUGCUGACCGCUCCCAGAACGUGUGGCAGUGGAUCCUGGAGAGUGAGCGCCAGGGCAAGCACAAGUCCCACAGCACCCAGAGCAAUAAGAAGUCAUACGGCGUCGGUGCCUCCUCUUCGCAGACCCAUACGUGGGGCGGCGGGGGUAACUGUGCCCACUUGAGGAGCCACCAGCCUGCCCACCCCUUCGUCCAGGACCCGGCCAUGCCCCCCCUGCCCCCACCCAACACCCUGGCCCAGUUGGAGGAAGCUCGGCGGCGCCUGGAAGAGGUCUCCAAGCCCCCCAAGCAGAGGCAUGCAACGUCAAGCCUUCAGAGAGAGAGGAGCAACCUAGUGCCUGUCCAGAGCGGGGGCCUCACCCCCCUGGCACACCACCAACCUGGUCCCGCCCUCUGCCCUGGCCUCCAAUCAGAAGAAGCCAGGGAAUCACGGCGGCCAGCGGGCUUGGCAGGAGGCGAGACAGUGGUGACGUACUUCUUCUGUGGUGAGGAGAUCCCGUACCGGAGGAGCAUGAAGACCCACUGCCUCACACUGGGACACUUCAAGGAACAGCUGCGCAAGAAGGGCAACUACAGGUACUACUUCAAGAAGGCCAGUGACGAGUUUGAGUGUGGCGCUGUGUUUGAGGAGGUGUCUGACGACAGCUGCAUCCUGCCUACCUAUGAAGGCAAGAUCCUGGGCAAAGUGGAAAGGAUGGACUGAAGAUGACCACAACCUCUCUCUCUAUCUAUAUAGCUAGCUACAACAAUGGGACUGCUCUAUUGAAGGAACCCUGGUCUACGAAAGAGAGAAAAUGCACAGAGAGUAAGAGUAGUGAGAUGGGCUAUUAGUAAAAACAUCCCUCGUUGGACACAGGAAUCACAGAAGAUGGCAAAGUGUAGAAAGCAGACUGCAAGCUUCCAGGAGAGGCCAUUCUACAGUCUAGGUGAAUGAGCACUUAAGAAAAAAAGAAAGAAAGAAAAGCUAAACAAGUGGUUAGGACAAACAUUUCUGACUUCUGUCCUGCCUGAACCUGCCUAUACCAACACCCUGAAAUGUGGAAUAUAUUAUGUAUAUGCAGGUGUACAUGUACAUGUGUACAUUGUUUAUAUUAUGAUGCGUCUGUCAAUAUAUAAAGAUCUAUAUUGCUAUUUAUUAAUAAGCCCCUCACUCCCCCCUCCCACUGUCCUGCGAUUGGACAAGCUGCUUGGAAAAUAAGGAGGUGUCGCCAAUAUUAAAAUGGCAAGAUUCAACUUCUUGGCCUUCCUCACUGCAAGUCUCCCCUUGUUCUUAAACUUUAACAGGAAUUUAGCCAAUCAGAUUGACUUCCUGGUUCUAAAGUUAUGCCCUUAAAAGUCAAAGUCUUUCCUACCAAGGUGCUAUGUAUGUGUAUUUAUCAGUCCAGAUGGGCCCAUGUGAGGAGUCUACUUCAUGGAAGUGGACACGCCUCAACAUUUGGGACACUUCCCAAGUCUCUCAAAGCCACCAACCACGUUGUGUCCUAGUGCCUUUGUUUAUGUGGCCCUGGCAUUGCACAGAAGGAUUUUAGGAUCAUUCAAUCAUGCCCCAAUACAGUCCCUUAAAAGUCUUAAAAAUGGCGGCGGAAAUACACAAAGCCACAUACUGUAUAGUGUACUAGCAACAAUAGCUCUGCAAUGUCCAAAUGGAUAACUUUUGUGUUUGUUUCAAAUUGAAGUCUCUUGACUUCCACCUAAUUGUAAUGUCCACAGCAGAGAUGAUGAUAAGGAUACACAAUGGCCGUAGUGUUUAACUGAGUACAGUAGCUGUGCCUACAUGGAUUCCAUGCCGUGUUCUGCCCUGUUUCCAGGGUAUUUUACUCCCUUGGUUUUUUCAAGGGGCUUUAUGUUGGAAAAAUAUAUUUGUAUGCCUUUUAGUAUCCUGUAAUCACAUUUUAUAAUAUUUUCAUGGCGUCUGGGAUCCACAACUGUAAAUUAUGUAUCUAACAGAGCUCCAAUGGAAAUAUCCCUCGGUACUGUAAUUAUUAUGAGAUGUUAAACCUUUAUUAAAAUAUAUUUUUCAAAUUAA